Miscanthus lutarioriparius is the source of this 561-nucleotide messenger RNA. Lineage: Eukaryota; Viridiplantae; Streptophyta; Magnoliopsida; Poales; Poaceae. The record is from the annotation of a GenBank genome assembly.
AUGAUUACCGCACUCCACUCCACUGCUCUCCUCCCCAAUCAGCUAUGCUCGCCCACCGCCUCCUCCUCCUCCUCGCCGUCGCCGCCGCGCGCUGCGGCGAGCGGCACCGCCUUCGCUAAGCCGACGGCGUACGAAGUCCUCGCCGACUACGACUUCCCACCGGGGAUCCUCCCCAAGGGCGUGGUCUCCUACACGCUCGACAACGCCACGGGCGCCUUCACGGCCACGCUCAAUGGAUCCUCCUCCUGCGAGUUCUCCAUCCAGGGAUCCUACACUCUCCGCUACAAGACCGAGAUCAGCGGCACGAUCGCCACCGACCACCUCACCGACCUCGAGGGCGUCUCCGUCAAGGUCCUCCUCUUCUGGCUCAACAUCGUCGAGGUCACCCGCAGCGGCGACAACCUCGAGUUCUCCAUCGGCAUCGUCUCCGCCGACUUCGGGGUUGACAACUUCCUCGAGAGCCCCACCUGCGGCUGCGGGUUCGACUGCGACGACCUGCUUAUGCUCCAGAAGCAGCCGGGGGGCGCCACCGCCAAGCUGCGCCUGCGAGGUGCCUUCUAG